Messenger RNA from Candidozyma duobushaemuli, 621 nucleotides. RefSeq lists its product as uncharacterized. The record is from RefSeq and is a predicted model, not a curated record. The transcript has a single exon. Bases 1 to 621 code for a protein of 206 amino acids. NCBI's taxonomy places the organism in Eukaryota, Fungi, Ascomycota, Pichiomycetes, Serinales, Metschnikowiaceae.
AUGAACAUCAACCUUGAGGAGGCGCUUGACGAGUUUGACCUGCGCUACCUCGAAAGCUACCACCAGGUCACGGCAAAGAUGGCUCUGCUGGGCCUUGGGCCUGCUCCCGAACUGCCGCUGAGACUUCUGCUGCCGCUCUUGUCUUCGCAAAACGACAACAACUUGUUUCACGCUGGCGCCAAUACGGCGACGCCGGCCAAACCACACCCAUUGGCUCAAGGCGCCCUGAGUCCAUUGGACGAAAGCACCCACAAUUCCUCGGCCGCAGGGCUGCACGACAUCGAGGAAUUGAACAUCGCCUUUGACGACGAGCCCAGUAAUUUACAAAAGGACCAUGACGAACUGGCUAACGUGAGGCCUGGGUUGGUGCACCGCGCUCUGGCGCCCGAGUGCCAGUGGCUCACGGUGGAGAUGGCCGGGCGGCUGUUUGUCGUGGUGGACACUCCGAGGACGCUCCAGCGGCUGCUUCUGGCGCUGUCUCUAGUGCACAAGGCGCUGCGCCGGCCCCAGAACCGCAGGACGCCUCCGAACGUGGGGAAUCCUUUUUACAAGAGCAAGUCGCCUCGCCGCCGCCGUGGUCUUUUUGACGACGCCUUUGAGCGCUACAAAAUGGAGUGCUAA